Molecule: messenger RNA, 2108 nt
Organism: Lepus europaeus (European hare)
Lineage: Eukaryota; Metazoa; Chordata; Mammalia; Lagomorpha; Leporidae
Gene: AAGAB
Product: alpha and gamma adaptin binding protein
Exons: 10
Coding region: 38-988 (316 amino acids)
Source: RefSeq, a predicted model, not a curated record
AGUGGCUCCCGGACGGAACCGGCUGUCCCGCGCAGCUAUGGCUGCCGGCGUCCCCUGUGCGCUUGUCACCAGCUGCUCUUCUACCUUCAGCGGAGACCGGCUGGUCCAACACAUCCUUGGAACGGAAGAUCUUAUUGUGGAAGCGACUUCCAACGAUGCUGUGAGAUUUUAUCCCUGGACCAUUGAUAAUAAGUACUACUCAGCAGACAUCAAUCUGUGUGUGGUACCGAACAGAUGCCUCAUCACUGCGGAGAUUGCUGAGUGUGUCCAAGCAUUUGUGGUUUACUUUGACAGCACACAAAAAUCGGGUCUUGAUAGCGUGUCCUCCUGGCUCCCACUGGCAGAAGCCUGGCUGCCCGAGGUGAUGAUCUUGGUCUGUGAGAGAGUGUCAGAAAAUGGUGUGAACCGACAAAAAGCUCAAGAAUGGUGCAUCAAACAUGGCUUUGAAUUGGUAGAACUUAGUCCAGAGGAGCUGCCUGAGGAGGAUGACGACUUCCCAGAAUCCACAGGAGUAAAGCGAAUCAUACAGGCCCUGAAUGCCAACGUCUGGUCCAAUGUCGUGAUGAAGAAUGAUAGGAACCAUGGCUUUAGUCUUCUCAACUCCUUGGCGGGAACAAGCCACAGCAUUGGGUCCGCGGAGACCUGUCACUCCGAGGAGCAGCCCCGUUUGCCAGCAGCAGACAGGACUGAACCCCUCUCAGAUCAUCGGGGUGCGGCAUCGAGCGCUGCGGAUGCCCCGGUUGAUAGCAUUGUGGACCCCAUGUUAGAUCUGGACAUUCAAGAAUUAGCCAGUCUCACUACAGGAGGAGGAGAUUUGGACAAUUUUGAAAGACUGUUUUCAAAGUUAAAGGAAAUGAAAGACAAGGCUGCGACGCUGCCUCACGAGCAAAGAAAGUUGCAUGCAGAAAAGGUGGCCAAAGCUUUCUGGAUGGCAAUUGGGGGAGACAGAGAUGAAAUUGAAGGCCUUUCGUCUGAUGAAGAACACUAAAUCACUUACACUAGGGUCUAGCCCUCCCUACUUGGUGUCCCACUCAGCCAUGUUCUUUGUUGCUGGGUUUCCCAACAUCAUGUAGGCAGGCUCCCUUAAUUUAACCAAUGGCCCCCUUAAUUUUAGUUCUUAGCAGGGGACGACAGAGAAGUCUUCUUCCUCAGUAUAUUGGGAGGGACUGAAGAGUUGGAUGGCAGUAUUGAGAGAGGAUUUCUCCGGUAUACUUCUUUGUUCUAGGAACAGGGGUAGAAUGAGUCUGUCAGGUCUGUGUGAUUUACCGAAGUUAGAAGAGUACACGAAGCCACCCCUAGGCAUCCUUUUACGUGCUGUUCCCUCCGUGUGCCAUCUCUCCUGCCUGUUGUGGAUUUUCCCCACUCAGGGAGCUUGUGGCUCUGAGCUGUGAUGCUCUAGAGGGAAGAAAGGCGGCAGCUCCAACUGUGAUGUGUGCUACGUAGUAUCAGGGCUGGGGGCAAAGUCGGGGGCCCACAGGUUAGCCUCUGAAUUCAACAGUGCUCUUGGGCAUUUCUUUUGAACUAUAGUGUCUGAGUUCAUACUAGGAAAAAAAAAAUGGAAAGCCAGUGUGAAUUUUUUGAUAACAUUGAAUGAGGCCAAGGUUUCCCACUGUGGUGGGAAUAAAACAAACCCCUCCUCAGAGUUGUGGUGUUGUAUGGCUGUGUGCAGGAAGCUCCGGUCUCCCUAAGGCUUCCUGUACGGGCCGUGGAGAUAACGUGAUCCUAGGCUGAAAUGUCGUUCUCACACUGUCACGAAGAAAGUCCUUUGCCUUAGGGUGCUCCCUGCUACCGGAGAUGCCGGAGCUGUGCUGUCACACUUUAUACCCACAGAACAAGGCAAGUUCCCGUCUUUCUCUUUGAAAGCCAAAGAUCACUGCCAAGGUAGCCACGCUCGGGUGUGGGUACAGCUCUGAAGGGCUUGGCAGUGAUUUCCCGGGCUAACCCUGUUUCACUCGUAAGGCUGGAAGCCCCUGUGUGCCCUCCCAGGGCUGUGGCCCAGCGGGAACCCCUUCACUCUACCCUGCCAUGUCUGAGCAGGUCAUUCCCAGAGGAAUUAAUCAUGAGAGGGGAGUGUGUAGCAAAUAAAAAUCCUUACUCCUGUUUUCGUA